Amaranthus tricolor (Joseph's coat) is the source of this 1614-nucleotide messenger RNA. Its product is annotated as NADH dehydrogenase [ubiquinone] 1 alpha subcomplex subunit 9, mitochondrial-like. Lineage: Eukaryota; Viridiplantae; Streptophyta; Magnoliopsida; Caryophyllales; Amaranthaceae. Gene Ontology annotation, cellular component: mitochondrion. Gene Ontology annotation, molecular function: protein-containing complex binding. Bases 76 to 1272 code for a protein of 398 amino acids. The transcript has 13 exons. The record is from RefSeq and is a predicted model, not a curated record.
GCCUUCUUUUUCUCUUUAUUCCUCUGUAACUGAAAUUUCAGUUGAAUUCAUCUCUCAUCGCCCAUCGGAGAAAAAAUGCAGUCCAUUUCCAGGCGAUUAAUCCAACAACCUCUGAAGAACUCUCCUUCAAUCUCAUCAUUCAAGGCACUUUACUCCAUUUCUGAUCAUGGUUAUGGUGUUGAUCAUCCUAGGUAUGGAUCUACUCUUGCUACUAAAGGUCUUGGCCACAUAGUCAGAAAGGGCACUGGAGGAAGGUCAUCUGUUAGUGGUAUUGUUGCAACAGUAUUUGGCGCAACUGGGUUUCUUGGACGUUACCUCGUACAACAACUUGCUAAAAUGGGGAGUCAAGUUUUGGUUCCUUUUCGAGGUUCUGAGGACUCUCCUCGCCAUCUCAAAUUGAUGGGUGAUCUUGGCCAGAUUGUACCUAUGAAAUAUGAUCCACGAGAUGAAAGUUCAAUCAAAGCAGUGAUGGCAAAGGCUAAUGUUGUUAUUAAUCUUAUUGGAAGGGAAUACGAAACAAGAAAUUUCAGCUUUGAGGAAGUCAAUCACCAAAUGGCUGAACAGCUUGCUGUGAUUGCAAAGGAACAUGGUGGUAUCAUGAGAUUCAUUCAGGUUUCUUGCCUUGGGGCAUCUCCAACUUCAGAAUCUAGGAUGCGUAAAGCCAAAGCGGCCGCAGAGGAAGCUAUCUUAAGAGAGCUUCCAGAAGCAACUAUAAUGAGGCCUUCUACUAUGAUUGGUACAGAGGAUCGAAUUUUAAAUCCUUGGGCUCAGUUUGUGAAGAAGUAUAGUGUUCUUCCAUUGAUUGGGAAUGGAUCAACCAAGAUGCAACCUGUUUAUGUGGUUGAUGUUGCUGGUGCUAUUGUGGCUGCCUUGAAAGAUGAUGGGUCUAGCAUGGGAAAAACAUAUGAACUUGGAGGGCCAGAUGUCUUCACAGUGCGGGAAUUGGCAGAACUCAUGUUUGAAAUGAUUCGUGAAUGGCCCCGGUAUGUGAAAAUUCCAGUGCCAAUUGCAAAGGUCGUUUCUUCUCCUCGAGAAAUUUUGCUCAACAAAGUUCCAUGUCCUUUACCAACUCCAACUAUAUUCAAUCUGGAUCAGAUCCGUGCUCACUCUGUAGAUACAGUUGUAUCUGAUAAAGCUUUAACAUUUGCUGAUCUUGAUAUUGCCCCACACAAGCUCAGGGGAUAUCCUGUUGAGUACCUUUCUUGUUACCGGAAGGGUGGGCCGCAAUUUGGAUCGACAAUCAGUGAAAAGGUUACACCUGAACCUUGGUGAUUGUUCCUUACCAACUCCCAUUCUCUUGCAUGCGUUAAAUUUGUCAAGAUCUAUUCUUUUGUGAUCUUCCAUGCAUUAUGUGGGAGGUGGAGCAGUACAAAAGUUGAGUGCUGACCAUCUUUAGCACCGAUAAUAUAGAUUAUAUUGUCGAUGUAGUACGUGCUGUCAAGAAAACAAAGAAGAAAUAAUAAACAUAAAGAUAAUUUGGUCAUCAGGGUUGUAUAAUCUUGAGAAAUGCUGUCAUUUUUUGUAACCUUUUGAACCAUUUGCUAGAUUUUUCCCAGGUUCAGUUCAUGCCGGGUGAACAGUUUCAUUAUUUAUUUGAAAACAUUUAUGCCAAAA